CUGUCCCAUCCUGUUCAAAAGCACCAACGCAACAUUCUCUGGUCCUAGACCCUUUAAAUUCCUAAAUUUCCGGACUAACCACCCCUCCUUUGGAGACACUGUGCAAUCCUGCUAGGGGAGGUACACAGGGGGGAAUGUUUGGCUUCAUGUCCAAGCUCAACACCCUAAGAACUAGUCUCCAGGAAUGGAAUAAAGCAACCUUUGGGAACAUUUUCUCAAAAGUUUUGGAAAUGAAGGAUCUUGUUCAGAAAGCUGAAACCCUUUUUGACAACGAUCCUACCCCAGAACACAGAGCAAAUCUUCAUAAGCUUAGGGCUCUUCAGACACAGGCUAACAAAAAUGUGUUUGAUUUUUGGAAACAGAAAGCCAACCUCAAGUGGAUACAAGAGGGGGACUGCAACACAUCCUUCUUUCAUAGUGUGGUUAAGGGGAAGAGAAUUCAGCAGAAAAUAUCCAGGAUCAAGAGCAGUGAAGGGCUAUGGUUGGAGAAUCCUAAGGACAUCCUCAAUGAAGCCAGGCAAUAUUACUCUGAGCUCUUCUACAACCAGCCUACCUCCAACAUGUCCCUAUUCAGCCAAAACAUUCCACAUCUACUCACUGAGGAGGACAACAUAUCCCUUAACCAGCUUCCUACUGAAGGGGAGCCUACCUCCAACAUGUCCCUAUUCAGCCAAAACAUUCCACAUCUACUCACUGAGAAGGACAACAUAUCCCUUAACCAGCUUCCUACUGAAGGGGAGGUCAGAGAUGCUGUUUGGAAUCUAGACCCAAAUAGUGCACCAGAACCUGAUGGUUUUAAUGGGGAAUUCUACAGGAAAUGUUGGGAUACCAUUAAAGUUGAUGUCACCAAAGCUGCUCAGGAGUUCUUCUUAGGAAUUCCUAUCCCUAAAGCAAUGGCCAGUUCAACCAUCAUCCUUAUUCCUAAAAAGGAGAAUCUAAACUGCCUGGCUGAUUUCAGACCUAUUUGCUUAUCUAAUUUCAUGGCUAAGAUCAUCUCUAAAAUCCUCUCUUAAAGAUUAUCAAGGAUCAUCCCCUAAAUCAUCUCACCUGAACAGGGAGGAUUUGUCAAAGGGAAACAAAUCCAGGACCAAGUCCUUAUUGCUCAAGAGCUUAUUCAUAGACUGGAUUACAAGUGCAGGGGAGGUAACAUGGCUAUCAAACUUGAUAUGUCAAAGGAAUUUGACAGAGUAUCCUGGGCCUACCUUCAAGAAAUUCUAGACAGAUUU
Molecule: messenger RNA, 1226 nt
Organism: Cuscuta campestris
Lineage: Eukaryota; Viridiplantae; Streptophyta; Magnoliopsida; Solanales; Convolvulaceae
Source: the annotation of a GenBank genome assembly